Stegodyphus dumicola is the source of this 915-nucleotide messenger RNA. RefSeq lists its product as uncharacterized. NCBI's taxonomy places the organism in Eukaryota, Metazoa, Arthropoda, Arachnida, Araneae, Eresidae. The record is from RefSeq and is a predicted model, not a curated record.
AUUUUGAGCUCUCGUUUUGAGACUAAUUUAGGAUAGCUAACAUGUUGUAAAUAAAUUUUAUAUACAGUUUUAGUCAAUGAGUUAGUUCGAAGGUUCACAGACUGAAGUGGCUUUAUUGAACAGUUUUUGCGCGGUAAGAAUUACUAGACUAACUUGCUUGGAAGUGCAAAAUGCUGCUUCAUUUUCUGGUUACUAGGCAACAGGAUUGUAAGUUCUUAAUUCAAAAUUUAUCAGAUGCUUCUGACGCCACUUCAGAUUUUGUACCUGAAGAAAUGGAGAGUCCUCUCAAUAUUAGAUCUAAACCUCUACCUGAAAUGGCUGAUCUUUCUUCUGAAGGCUUUGCUCAAGGCAUGGAUUACGUCUCAAGAGACAUAAAAAAUACACAUCCAGUUACAGUCAAGGAUACUCACCAGAGUCCUUUCGACUUCAGCGCUGAAGAUAUACCUGAUCCAGCUAUGUAUCGAGAUGGUGGCUGCAGAAGGACCCUUCUAUCCAAAUCGGAAAGAAGUUGUCUCGAUAAAUUCGAAACAUCGGUCGCGGAGAGUCAAAGCAUUAGAGAUGAUAGAGAGAAGACGAGAAAAAUCUGUUGUGUUAUAGUUGAUUAUGAGAAAUGCAGUUUCCGAGGUUACGAGGAAGCAAAUUGCUAUGUUGAUAAGGAUGAAGUUCGGAAUAACAUACUAGCUACCGCACCAUUCAUGACUUUCUUCGUCAGCAAGCAUGCUUGCACCGUAUUCCGUGGGCAGUGCCAUUUGCUUUCGUCUUCUAGAGCAAUAACGCUUUCAUGGCUAGCUCUGUUGCCUUUCGGGCUAAUGCUUUUAUAGUAGACAUUCCAGCAGUUUCCUGAGAUUUUAUAGAUUGGAAAAUGUAACAUUCAUGUACCGUUAAGGAUUUUAAAUAAAAAUUAUAGUUUAAUUA